This is a messenger RNA of Thamnophis sirtalis, 487 nucleotides long. The record is from RefSeq and is a predicted model, not a curated record. Lineage: Eukaryota; Metazoa; Chordata; Lepidosauria; Squamata; Natricidae.
GCCCAACCGCUUGCUGAUCCUCCAUGGGUUUCUGGAUGAAAACGUGCACUUUUUCCACACCAGUUUCUUGAUCUCCCAACUAAUCCGGGCUGGGAAACCGUAUCAGCUACAGAUCUAUCCAAACGAACGACACAGUAUUCGUUGCCCUGAGUCCGGGGAGCACUACGAAAUCACGCUGCUGCACUUUCUUCAAGAAUACCUCUGAGAGGGCGGAUGGGCCCUCCCCCUCCUGCUCCCCCCCCCCAACUUCUGCCGUGGACGCCUACAUGGUUCCCGCGCUCUGCUCCUGCUGCUUCUUUUCAGCCACGGGCAGCCUUCGAACGCAGAGCACAAAAACCCGCCUCGGGGGGAGGGGGGCACACCUCUCCUUGCGCUGGGCCCCAGGGAGGCCCUCCUGCUUUCCAGAUGGCGCAACUCUAACUUUUGUUUUUUCCAGCCUCUCUUAGGGCUUUUUCUUAUUCUGUCCCACCUAACACUCCCCCCCCCA